This is a messenger RNA of Naegleria lovaniensis, 315 nucleotides long. RefSeq lists its product as uncharacterized. Lineage: Eukaryota; Heterolobosea; Eutetramitea; Acrasida; Naegleriidae. The transcript is spliced from 2 exons. The coding region runs from base 1 to 315 and encodes 104 amino acids. The record is from RefSeq and is a predicted model, not a curated record.
AUGCUCAAGAAACUCAUUCAAAACGGUGGUAGAACAAUUCUCCGUCGUUCCAACAACAACAACAGCACUCUUGGACAAGCAAGAUUCCAAAAGCGUUCAUCAGCAACAACUCCAUCAGGAGAUAAGUCUAGAAUUACUUCUACCGGUUGGACCUUUGAAUCACCCAACUUGGCACAAUAUACUGCUUUGCGAGGAGCUAUGGUUUCUAUUUGUUUGCGUGGCUUGUAUGUGUGGAAUCUUGUCAUGUUGAUGGGAGAAAUCGCUUUCUAUCCUUUCAAUAUCAUUGAUUUUGUCAAGAGAAAGAAGAGAUUUUAA